AUGGACUACGGGUGCUUGCAGUUUUCCGUUGAAGCAGGACUUGAGGUUUACCGGCUUUGUGAGGUCAAGCCUAUCGCGAACGGCAGCUCAAUGAGCCCAGCAGCCCUGACGGCUUCUGCGCUGCGAGAGCAUGAUUGCAUUUUGGAAGACUGGGAGGCUUGGGGGCCAUGCUCUGCCAAGUGCGGGAAGGGACAGAGGCACCGGGUGAGGCGGGUGCAGCGCCCAGCCAGUCAAAUCGGGAGAGGCUGCGAGGGCCCGAUGGAGGAACUUGGCCCCUGCGAGGACACGCAAUGCAACAGACAGGAUUGCGCCUGGGGCGAUUGGGACCAGUGGUCGGAUUGCUCUUGCAGCUGCGGAGGAGGUGUCAAGAAGCGCAACCGUGUUAUUGCGGUGGCGCCAAAGCAUGGGGGGAAGCUAUGCCCACCCGAAGUGAAGUCGGAGGUGGCUGCCUGCAGCGUUCAGCCAUGUGACAGAGGAUGUGUGGAUGCAAAGUGGGGUCAAUGGCAGGAGUGGUCAACCUGUUCUGCCAGCUGCUCCAGUGGCUACCGCUCGCGAACCCGCUUGAUGGAGGAGGAGGCCAACCACUGCGGCAACCCGGUUGGCGGCCUUCGCCAGCAGUUCGAGAGCUGCCCCCUUCCCCCAUGUGUGGCUGACACGGAUUGCGAGCUCUCUAUGUGGGCGAGCUGGUCCCAGUGCAGCUGCUCCUGCUUCGGCAUUCGAGAGCGAAGCCGGUUCAUCAAGACCUUCGCUUUUGGGAGCGGAAAGCCACUUGGUUUGGAGCAGCGCGAAGUGUCAUUGCAGUCGGGUUCUUUUGGGAUUGUUUGA
This is a messenger RNA of Effrenium voratum, 825 nucleotides long. The record is from the annotation of a GenBank genome assembly. NCBI's taxonomy places the organism in Eukaryota, Dinophyceae, Suessiales, Symbiodiniaceae.